AUGAAAGAUUUGCAAAUAACAUGCGAUACAGAAGUGCCUGCACCUUCUACUGACAGUAACCUGUUUAAUAGAUGUGUUGAUACUGAUUCUCCUUAUCGAGAUUACAGUUUACCACGUGGGGAUAUGACUGGUUUUGAGCAAGGAUCUCUCGCAUACAGUAAGCCAUCAGGAAGCAAACAUUAUUCCGUUACACGCAAUUACGACGUACCAAAAGAUACUUUGAACAGUGAUGUGUUAAAAAGUGGAUCUCACGGAAUGUUAUCCGGUUCUCCAACAAAACAACCUCUACUACACGGACCAGCCCAGAAACAUUCAGUGUCUCACAAAAGUGCACUUCGAAGUCCUCCUCCAACCAUUGUCCUCAGCCCUCCAGAAGAGACAUCGCCGGAAAGAGCGGAAGUAAUAUUUGAAUACGAUAAUGAGAAGUAUACAGAGCAACCCAAUUUUUUGAUUCGUUACAAAAGACUGAUAUUAACUGUUACAAUAAUUUCAUUAAUGUUGCUAUUAUUAACAUUUGUUGUAAUGAUGAUUUAUGCAGCGCACCACAGAAAAUUAUGA
Molecule: messenger RNA, 558 nt
Organism: Thelazia callipaeda (thelaziosis nematode)
Lineage: Eukaryota; Metazoa; Nematoda; Chromadorea; Rhabditida; Thelaziidae
Source: the annotation of a GenBank genome assembly